Thrips palmi is the source of this 2371-nucleotide messenger RNA. It is a transcript of the gene scramb1, whose product is annotated as phospholipid scramblase 2. The record is from RefSeq and is a predicted model, not a curated record. Gene Ontology annotation, biological process: plasma membrane phospholipid scrambling. NCBI's taxonomy places the organism in Eukaryota, Metazoa, Arthropoda, Insecta, Thysanoptera, Thripidae. Bases 165 to 1253 code for a protein of 362 amino acids. The transcript is spliced from 9 exons. Gene Ontology annotation, molecular function: phospholipid scramblase activity. Gene Ontology annotation, cellular component: plasma membrane.
GCAGUAGAAGUUCUUUUGCUGUCCACCCACAGCGCCACAUACCUCUGUAGUAGCAGCAGUAGAAAAUUAGCAAAAGCUAGAAAAUUUCAUUUAUCACAUCUAACAUCUACAACUCUUUGACAUCAGCUGGGCUCCCCUCUCUGGAAUACAGACCAAAAUAAAUAAUGUCACAACCGCCACAACCUGGUUUUACUGCUCCUCCUCCCGGUUAUCCACUACCUGCCUAUCCUCAGCCAGGUAAUGCACAGCCUGGUUAUCCCCAGCCUGGUUUUCCGCAGCCUGGCUACCCUCAGCCUGGUUACCCUCAGCCUGGUUACCCACAACCUGGUUACCCGCAGCCUGGUUAUCCGCAGCCUGGCUAUGCCCCUCCGGAUGGACAAGUUUACCCCCAACCUGGUGGCUAUGGGCAGCCCAUGGGAUUUGGAGGGCAACAGCCGCCGCAGUAUGCCCCAGCUGCAUACCCUCCUCCUGGAGGACAAGCCUACCCUCCGUCGGGACAAACUGUAACUGUUCAGCCAGGUUCAGUUGGAGCAGCUUCAGGAGACGUUUGGAUGAAUUUGCCUCAAGGCGUUCCGAUGUGCCCGCCAGGUUUGGAAUACCUUACAUCGAUUGACCAACUCCUUGUGCACCAAAAAGUAGAAGUUCUUGAAGCUCUGACUGGCUUUGAGACCAAAAACAAAUUUACUGUGAAAAACUCAAUGGGUCAGAAAGUAUACAAGGCGGUUGAAGACACUGAUUGCUUGACACGAAAUUGCUGUGGUCCAUUGCGACCAUUUGACAUGAAGAUUUUGGAUAAUUUUGACAAUCAAGUAAUUCACCUCAACCGUCCACUAGCAUGUGACUCGUGUUGCUUCCCAUGCUGCUUGCAGUCUAUGGAGGUAUCUUCCCCGCCUGGUAAUACCAUUGGCAGAAUCGAACAAGAAUGGAGUAUUCUGAAACCCAAAUUUGUCAUCAAAGAUCAUAAUGAUGAAGUCGUUCUACGAAUUGAAGGACCUUUCUGCACUCUCAGCAUCUGUGGCAGUGAUGUUAAAUUCAAGGUUUUGAGUAAAGAUGGGGAACAUGAAGUCGGCAAAAUUUACAAACAGUGGGCUGGUGUCUUGAGAGAGGCACUUACAGAUGCUGAUCACUUUGGGAUCACCUUCCCCAUGGACUUGGAUGUUCGUAUGAAGGCUGUUAUGCUUGGAGCGUGUUUCCUCAUAGAUGCAAUGUUUUUUGAGAAGAAGCAAGAUGGUGCUGUGCAAGCUUUGUUGUAGGAUCUGCAAAACAUUGUGAAGCAACAUACUUCACCGUAACAAGCCGGUGAGUCAUGACACGUUUUGAAACUUUCUGUGCUAUUGUUUAUGCUGUCACUGAAAGAAAAGACUAAUGUUGAGUUAUAGUCUUUAAAGCCUUAUUCUUGUUUCUUGAAACUUAGCACAUGUUUGUAUUGUCCUUUUUGUUUUUCUUGGAUAUUUAUUGCAUUUUUUGCCAUGCCAGGUAAAACAAAAGUUAUUGCUGUGCUUCCUUUAUUGGUAUUUAAUCCUACUAGUAGUAACUGUCAUUUACCCUAAGUAGGGCUACCUUCGUAAUUUGUGUGUUCUCUUUUUUUAAAUUUUGUUCUUGUAAGUUGUGUGUUGUCUUUUUUCUUUCUUUUUUUUAAAUUGCAUUGAGGUAUUGUGUUUUGAGUGUUCUGGUUGUUAUAGUAUCUCUCAUACUUUUUAAAAUACAGAUCAAGAAUCUUUGCACACUCAGUAUUUUUGUGUACUUAGAUAAAAACUACAAACUAUUCCAGAAGUGCUUUAGCUGACUGAAUGUCAUACUGUGACGGCCUUCCUUGAUUGUUACCUGAAUGUUAGGACCCUUAAUACUGCUAGCUGUUUUAUUAAUCAUGUUAAUGUUAAUACGUAUGCAAUGGUGCCCAGACAUCUCAAAGCUGAUUGUGCAAAGACCAUUUCUUACAACGGCAACAUCGGCUGUCCAGUUUGGGUGUGACUGUCUGUAUUUACGUUGUUGUAUUUGUUUCAAUGUGUACUUGACCACACACAUAAUGAAAUGUGGCCUUCUAAUUCAAUUUGACUAAGUUUCUUCACCAUUGCUUUUGGUGCUUCGUCAUGACUGUAACCUCUAGUCUGCAUCGCAUAAAACUCAAAAAAAUUAAAAUGUCUUAUUUUUAUGCUAUAGAAAAACAAAAUAUUCUCUUUAUAAAAAAACUUACAAUUAUUAUAAGAAUUUUUAUGGAACAAUAUUGUGUAAAUUUAAGACUUAACAGAUCAUGGUAUUAUUUGUAUUUUUAUUCCAUCUUGUUACCCUUGCCACUUUUGAGAAAAUAUAUACUCUGUAAAAUUUGAUGAUGUGUUAAAAGAUUAUGAAAUAUAUGAACCAAAGAUUUGAA